AUGGAUAUCGGUGCUGCAAACACCGUCUGUCAAGGCUGCCACAUCUACUGGUUCAAGCUCAAGAUGUGGCACAAUGGGUCAAGUACCACCGAGACGACCACCGUCGACCGCAUCCAGGCGGCCGCCGCAGCUGGAUGCCCGUGCUGCCGCGUCGUGGCAGACGGUCUCGCCGUUAUGACACCGGCGUGGGCAGCCAAAGUGCGGAGCCAUACGAUGUCGGUGCUCUUGUGCCCAAACAGCCUUGCCAUCCGCCUCCGCGGCCGUGACAGUACGGGCGUGCUCAACAUCUAUGGUCACGCUGACGGCCCGAUUUUCAACAGCCAGUUUGCUUUUGCUCUCCGUUCCAACGUGGUGGCCAAUACCCAGAGCGAAGAUGCAUUUCGCUCGGCCAACAAGUGGUUAGAAACCUGUGCGAAGAACCACACGGGCUGCGCGCAGCCGUUCUUUUCCACGACGCCAAAUUCGAAAGCGACAUCGUCACCAGCAGACGCGUUUGUACCGACACGCGUGCUUGACGUUGGCGGCAGCGACAGCGCCCGCAUUUCUCUUGUCCAAAAUGCCCCAGCCGGUUCGCCGUACAUUGCGCUCAGUUAUUGCUGGGGUCCAGACCCGAGCGGCACCGUCACUACGAAGAAAGGCAAUGUGGCCGCCCACAUGGACCCCCAGCGCGGCAUCGAGUUGUCGACACUGCCGCGGACCAUCCAAGAUGCUGUGCUGGUAUGCCGGCGUCUACAUGUACGCUAUUUGUGGAUUGAUGCGCUCUGCAUCGUGCAAGACGACGGCGACGAUUGGCGCCGCGAGGCUGCGCAGAUGUGCAACGUCUACCAACGGUCGCACGUAACGAUUGCCGCACACCGGGCAUCUGCUUGCCAGCAUGGUUUUCUGGGGGCGCAAGAGUUUGGCAAAGACGAGCACCAGCGCGUCUUCUGGACCGAGGAGAUUGGUCGCGAGAACGGGGACGCCACGGCGCGUCGAAAGGCAAAGAUGAUUCUCCGUGCGGAAUACAAACAGAUCCACUCGCUCCCUACGGCACCGCUUGGGUCGCGUGGCUGGACGCUGCAAGAAGUUGUGCUGCCGCGACGGAUCCUGCACUUUUUCGAGUACGAAAUGGCUUGGGAAUGCCAGACGACACACCACUGUGAAUGUGGUGAGACCACCGGUUUCGAAGCGCCGCAUCUGCCCAUGCUGGGCCGCAGCCUGCGUUCUCUCGACGACGACAUAAAGAAGAAGACAUCUAACAGCAACAGCAACGAUGGUCGAAGCGUGAUCGCGAAGCUGAACUGGAUGUCGCUUGUGGAGCAAUAUUCACGACGCAGUUUGACACGCCUCUCGGACAAGCUUAUCGCCAUGGACGGCUUGGCCCGCAUGGUGGAAGGGACCAUCAUGUCCAGCCAAGGUGGUGCGCCCGUGUCUCGCCUUCCGCCACUCAGCCUCGACAACACCGUGAUCCGGACAGCCUACGUCGAAGGCCUCUUUGUCGCCGACUUCGCCCAGCAGCUGAUGUGGGGGGUGUCGCAAAACAGCCUUGCGUCGUCAACUCCACCACCAUCUGGUCCGCAACAGCCGACCACGCGACGGCAGUCUCCAGACUUGCACGCCCCAUCAUGGUCUUGGGCCUCGAUUGAUGCACCUGUGGGCUAUUCCAUGAUCUACUCGGAAGAUACGGAGAGCUUGCUCCAUGUCCACGACUUCAGACCGCACACCAUCGUGAAGACAAAUGCCAAAGUCACUGGCGUGACGCUGACGGCAACUGUUGUGCCGGCUGCCGUGCGCACAAUGGCACCUGCGGACACAAUAUCCGGUCAAGGCGGUCCAGCAAGUCGUGCCCGGCCCCUUGUGUCCCGGCCCAACAUUGUGCGCGCAUGCAAUGGCUUUUCAUACAGUGUCUUCUGCGAUGACGUGCAGACUCCUGACGUGUUCAUGGAAAGCCCUGAUUUACCGUGCUGGGUUGCAGAUGAUUCAACGCACAACACCCGCGUGCGGCAGCGGUGGCUACUCACGAACGGCAGCGCCACAGAUGUCGACACAGACAAUGGGUUGACCCGCAGCUGCCAAUACAACCGAGGUCGACACAUCCGCCAGAUCGUCGACGAGGAAGACGAACCUGGCCGAACCACCAAGGAAAGAUGGUGCAGCACGUGCCGUGUGUGGCCGAGCGACGACGUGGCAUGGCAGGAUAUUGACGCCAACAUUAUGGCGACAGCCACACCGCACACGACACUCGUCCCCGGCCUUUCUAUGCUCAUGCAAGUGUUCCGCAGACGCGAGGCUGGCUCGCACACCGUCUAUUUUUUGGCCCUGCGGCCGUCAGCAAAAGUGCCAGGUGCCUGGGAGCGAUUUGGCCAUGGGCACUACGUUACAUGGGACAAAGCAUCGCCGCACGUCGACCUGUUCUGGGGCAGCAAAGUAAGGGACCUACUUCUCGUGUAA
This is a messenger RNA of Sporothrix schenckii 1099-18, 2430 nucleotides long. RefSeq names its product tol-like protein. The coding region runs from base 1 to 2430 and encodes 809 amino acids. The record is from RefSeq and is a predicted model, not a curated record. The transcript has a single exon. NCBI's taxonomy places the organism in Eukaryota, Fungi, Ascomycota, Sordariomycetes, Ophiostomatales, Ophiostomataceae.